CAACAAACAGUCAGAAAAUUUAGAAAGAAAAGGGAAAAAAAAAAAAAAAAAAAGCGAAGGGGGGAAGGGGAAAUUUCUUCUUUUAAUUUUAGAUUUUCUGUAAAUUUGAAAUUUCAAAACCCUAGCUCCCUCAUUUUUCCUUCUAUUCUUUAUUUGUAGAUCUGAGUCUGUAAUUUAGACAUAUUUGAAGAGAGUUUUUAGCUAAAAGACAGAAAAGAAAAGGGGUGUUUUUGAUAGAGAGGGAAAAGAAGGGAGGAAAAAAAAAGAAAUGCGUUCGAAGAAGAUGGAAGGAACUUCGGCCCCUAGUUUGCGUCGAGACCCUUAUGAAGUUUUAUGCGUUUCAAGGGAUUCUUCUGAUCAGGAGAUCAAAACUGCUUAUCGAAAGCUCGCUCUCAAGUAUCAUCCUGACAAGAAUGCCAACAAUCCUGAGGCUUCAGAACUUUUUAAGGAAGUUGCAUAUUCUUAUAGCAUUUUAUCUGACCCAGAAAAGAGGAGACAAUAUGACACUGCGGGGUUUGAGGCUGUUGAAGAUUCGAUGGAUAUGGAGAUUGAUUUGUCCAAUCUAGGAACUGUUAAUACAAUGUUUGCAGCAUUAUUCAGCAAGCUUGGUGUCCCUAUCAAGACUACUAUCUCAGCUAAUGUUCUUGAAGAAGCUUUAAAUGGAACUGUCACAGUUAGACCCCUUCCUAUUGGAACAUCAGUUAGUGGAAAGGUAGACAAGCAAUGUGCCCACUUCUUUGGUGUAACGAUAAACGAUGAACAAGCUGAGUGUGGGAUUGUUGUUAGGGUAACUUCAACAGCACAAAGCAAAUUCAAGUUACUUUAUUUCGAGCACGACAUCAAUGGUGGCUAUGGUUUGGCCUUACAGGAAGACAGCGAGAAGACAGGUAAGGUGACAUCUGCUGGCAUGUAUUUCUUACAUUUUCAAGUAUACCGAAUGGAUUCCACUGUAAACGCGUUAGCAAUAGCUAAAGACCCCGAAUCUGCAUUCUUUAAAAGGUUGGAAGGUCUUCAACCUUGUGAGGUUUCAGAACUAAAAGCGGGGACACAUAUAUUUGCCGUUUAUGGAGAUAAUUUUUUCAAGACUGCAACUUACACAAUUGAGGCACUUUGUGCAAAGUCGUAUGAGGAUACCACUGAGAAGCUUAAGGAUAUUGAAUCUCAGAUUCUAAGAAAGAGAAAUGAGUUGCGCCAAUUUGAAACGGAAUACAGAAAAGCACUGGCACGCUUUCAAGAAGUGACCAACCGGUACACCCAAGAAAAGCAGUCUGUAGACGAGCUGCUGAAACAGAGGGAUAGCAUACAUGCUACAUUCACCGUAACAAGACCACCAAGCGGUAUCAGCAAUUUAAGUAAUGGAAGUAGCAGCAAAGUUCCGGUUGAGACCGAGAGUCCUACGGAAGAUGGAAACUCGGAUGGAAAGGAUAAAUCAGGUAAAAAGAAAUGGUUCAAUUUGAAUCUAAUGGGAUCUGAUAAAAAGCUUGGUUGAAAUUGGUAUUUUAGAUAGUUUUCUUGUGCUUUUUUUUUCUUUUACAUGAAAUAUUUGCCAGCAAUCUUGCUGACUGCUAUAAGCUUUGCCUUGUAUUUAUUUAUUCAAUUUCUUUUUUUUUUUUUUUUUUUUUAUGUUUAUGGCUGUUCAGUUAUGUUAAAGUAUGAUGAUACUAAUGUAAGUUCUUUUUCCUUAUUUACUUAUGUAUUGAUGAAGUGUGAUAUCCUAUAGACUUAUAUAGAGUUGGGUUUGGAUAAAA
This is a messenger RNA of Gossypium raimondii (Peruvian cotton), 1748 nucleotides long. Its product is annotated as chaperone protein dnaJ 15. Bases 269 to 1489 code for a protein of 406 amino acids. NCBI's taxonomy places the organism in Eukaryota, Viridiplantae, Streptophyta, Magnoliopsida, Malvales, Malvaceae. The transcript has 12 exons. The record is from RefSeq and is a predicted model, not a curated record.